Balearica regulorum gibbericeps (East African grey crowned-crane) is the source of this 515-nucleotide messenger RNA. The record is from RefSeq and is a predicted model, not a curated record. Lineage: Eukaryota; Metazoa; Chordata; Aves; Gruiformes; Gruidae.
GGUUCUCCAACCUCUCCCUUGGGGACCAGAUGAGCCUCCUGCAGAGUGCCUGGAUGGAAAUCCUCAUCCUGGGCAUUGUGUACCGCUCCCUGCCGUAUGAGGACAAGCUUGUCUAUGCUGAGGACUACAUCAUGGAUGAAGAGCACUCUCGUCUAACAGGGCUGCUGGAGCUCUACCUGGCCAUCCUACAAUUGGUGCGCCGCUACAAGAAGCUCAAGGUGGAAAAGGAGGAGUUUGUCACGCUCAAAGCUCUGGCCCUCGCCAACUCAGACUCCAUGCACAUAGAGGACAUGGAUGCAGUGCAGAAACUCCAGGACCUUCUCCACGAAGCCCUGCAGGACUACGAGCUGAGUCAGCGCAACGAGGAGCCCCGGCGAGCUGGCAAGCUGCUCCUGACCUUGCCUCUCCUGCGGCAGACGGCUGCCAAAGCUGUGCAGCACUUCUACAGCAUCAAACUGCAGGGCAAGGUUCCUAUGCAUAAACUCUUCCUAGAAAUGCUAGAGGCAAAGGUCUGA